Messenger RNA from Penicillium cataractarum, 516 nucleotides. RefSeq lists its product as uncharacterized. Lineage: Eukaryota; Fungi; Ascomycota; Eurotiomycetes; Eurotiales; Aspergillaceae. The coding region runs from base 1 to 516 and encodes 171 amino acids. The transcript has a single exon. The record is from RefSeq and is a predicted model, not a curated record.
AUGUACAACAUGCAAGACGGCGAUUCAUCUCCGUCCAGCGAUUCGUGGGAUGACUGUGACGAUAGUCGCCGUCGAAGAUCGGAAGCUCCGAGCCCAGCGUCUCCCCGUUUCAAGCGCAUCGUUCGACAACCACAGCAUCCGGGUAGCAAGGUGCUUUUCUCACAGAUUGAAUGGGGAAAUCUAGCCAAGGAGUCUGAAAAGGUUACCAUGUACCAGAACCUUGCGGGGGAUAAUCCUUAUUCCCGAGCUACGCCCGUUCCAGAGGCCAUGGUUGAUGCUCUGGGUAUUGACAAGACUAGACGGUACUCUGAGUCUAGUUUGGCUUUGUUUCGACCGGUGCAUGCUCAUGAUGGUGGAUCUUUCAAGCGGGAGGAUGGUAUGGCUUCUGAUUCUGUUAGUGUUUGGACAGAUGAUGAGUGUGAGGACUUGGAGUGUAAUCCAGUUUUGAUACGCAAUGCCUCGGCUGUGACAGAUACGACGUGGAGUUUGGUCUGUGAACAUCAUAACGUCGUCUGA